AUGGAAGUAGAUGAAGAAGAAGCUAGGGCCGAGAUGAAGACGAUUCUAAAAACUUUUCCGAUUGAACUAGAAUUAAUAUACGAUGAAAAGUUUAGCAGUGAGUCGAAUGAUGAAAUUCUUCGACAGAUUAUACCUCGAUUAAUUGAAGCGAUGAAGCCUAGAUAUACUCCACGAUACAGGCAAAAAAAAGCACUACGAGUUAAAGGCGCAAAAUUGCUUUUCGACAAAAAUGAUGAAAAACUGGAGAAUUAUGAUCGAAAAGAACUUUUGAAUGUUUUAAGCGACAACCGAUAUCACUCUCCAGAGUAUUCUGAAUCGGAUGAGGAGCAACCAGAUGGUAAAAGACAUAUCAAUGUUUAUAAUCCGUCUUGGAGAUCUGAAGAGAUAUAUAAUAUCGUCUCUCGUCAUCCACGAGGUGCUCCAAAUUGGACCUACAUGGAGCAGAAUACGCUGGCCGAUACUAACUUUUUUGAGCCGGAAACGCUGAUUCAAACGAUGGAUAAUCUUAUAAUGGCGGAAGAUGUGGAAGUGUCGGCGGAGAUGGACGAAAUAGAGGUAAUAGAAGAUUCGGAACCAACUGGAAUGGAAGAAUCAGAACCAACAGAAGAAUCGGAACCAAUGGGAGUGAAUGAAUCGGAACCAAUUGGAGUGGAAGAAUCGCCGGAAACAGAAGAUGAAACAGACAAAUGGUAUAAAUUUGUACUUUAAUUUUUGUUUUGAGUUUUUGUUAUACUAACUUUUUUUCAAAUUUUGGAUUGAUUCGUCAGUUUUUUUUUUGAUUUUUUUUUUGAAAAUUAUGGGUUUUUUUGUGGAAUUGUGGAUUAGAUUUUUUUAUUAUUUUCGUAUUAUUUUCGUAGGAAAAUUUUACUAUUUUUGUAGGAAAUUUUU
This is a messenger RNA of Rhizophagus irregularis DAOM 181602=DAOM 197198, 888 nucleotides long. NCBI's taxonomy places the organism in Eukaryota, Fungi, Glomeromycota, Glomeromycetes, Glomerales, Glomeraceae. The record is from RefSeq and is a predicted model, not a curated record.